AUGGCGGACGACCUGGACUUCGAGACGGCGGACGCAGGGGGUCUUGGCCACCUUGCCCAUGCAGUGCUUGGCCUCCGUAAAAACGGCUUCGUGGUCCUCAAGGGCCGGCCCUGCAAUAUCGUCGAGAUGUCCACCUCCAAGACGGGCAAGCAUGGCCACACCAAGAUAGUCUACCUGGUGGGCAUUGACAUCUUCACCGGGAAGAAGUACGAGGACAUCUGCCCCUCCACCCACAAGACGGACGUGCCCAACAUCAAGAGGAAAGACUUCCAA
Opisthocomus hoazin is the source of this 273-nucleotide messenger RNA. The record is from RefSeq and is a predicted model, not a curated record. NCBI's taxonomy places the organism in Eukaryota, Metazoa, Chordata, Aves, Opisthocomiformes, Opisthocomidae.